Dendroctonus ponderosae (mountain pine beetle) is the source of this 3051-nucleotide messenger RNA. It is a transcript of the gene Spred, whose product is annotated as sprouty-related, EVH1 domain-containing protein 1. The record is from RefSeq and is a predicted model, not a curated record. Gene Ontology annotation, biological process: multicellular organism development; negative regulation of MAPK cascade. The coding region runs from base 253 to 1434 and encodes 393 amino acids. Gene Ontology annotation, molecular function: protein kinase binding. Gene Ontology annotation, cellular component: membrane. NCBI's taxonomy places the organism in Eukaryota, Metazoa, Arthropoda, Insecta, Coleoptera, Curculionidae. The transcript has 8 exons.
GGUCGCAUUGCAACCUUGGAAGGUUCACUCACCAAAUUGGGGUUCUGAGCUGGGUGAUGGUGCGGUAGUGGUUGCUCAGAUCGGUGACAGGCUACGGUUCCGUCCAAGUACAUUGCACAGUCAAUCAAUCAGCAAUUUCACUGAGGGUCUGGUGCUUUUGAGUGGGGGUUUUAGUGGUGGAGGUAUUGAAAACACUGUAAGUUGGAGGAACCACAGGCCUCGUCUGACUCCGAAUCUGUGCCGGAGGAACCAAUGAAAAUCCAGACGAACGUGCAGACCCAUGGCCCGGUUUAUGGCCACUACUUGGUGCGAGUGCGAGCACAGGUGAUGUCACGCGACGACUCAUCUGGCGGCUGGGUUCCCUUGGGAGGUGGCGGCCUGAGCGAAGUCUCAGUGAGGCGCCGCCCUCGCACUCAGGGCGGCGACCACUCACAAAAACCAAAGCACGACUACCUCAUCUACGGCAAGCGGAUCAGCGACAAUUCGGUGGUUCUGAGCUGUACGAUAAAAAAGGACUUUGAGUACAACAAGGUGAUGCCCACCUUCCAUCAUUGGCGCACCGGGUCCAAGCGAUUUGGACUCACGUUUCAGGCGGCGGCCGAUGCCCGAGCUUUCGAUAAAGGUGUCCGAACGGCUGUUGAGGACCUUUUGGACGGUGUCCACAUUUCGCCCACUAUGCCACUACCGAAAUGCCCUCAAGAACCUGACGAUGACGUGUUCAUGACCCUGGAUCUGCCACAGGAGCCGAAAGACUCGCGAAGUAGCACCGACUCGAACAGCAGCGGCAAAAGUGGAAGCGCCGAUCCCUUGAAGGCCGGCAGAAUAACGUACAUCGGCCGGGAUAAGCCAACGGAACCGCAUCGACAGCCGGUGUUUGAGCCUCCCAAAGGUACGUCGGAGUACGUGCAAUUGCAGGCUCGACAUGAGUAUUUCUACGUGGAGAACCCGCUGAGCCAACAGCCGCCCCUGCCGCCUACUUGGGAGUCGCCCACAGUGCUGAAAAAGUCGUCGCCGCCUCUUCCGCCUCAACCACUGGCCGAUGUGUUCAAAUCCGUCAUUAAGCGACCGCAACAUUUCAUCUGUGUACAUUGCAAUGAGCCUUUCACUAGAGACCAAAACAAGCGGGGUUCAUGCAAAUACGCCCCCGACACCGCUCAGUCAAUCGUAAACUAUCUGACCUGCAUUCCUUUCAUCAACUGUACGAUGUAUCACUGCGCUUCCGACUCCGAGGGCGACUUUGAGCCGAAUCCCUGCAGAUGCAACAGCGACGAAGAUCCAUCUUACUGCUGCUCGCGGCGCUGUCUCUGUGUUUCGGUCUGUAGCGCCUUUUGUCCCUGUUUAUGGCUGUACUGGCCUUGUAAACUGUUUCACUGUUGUGGGGUGCGAUGCGGCCUGUGGGGCACCAAACACAAAGCCACCACUGAAGGGGCAUGACCUUGGGAAAGUGAAUUGAGCACGGAGUUUAGUUUUGUUUAAGCGGAAUCCGAUGUACAGUCCAGUGGCCAAGUCGCGUGCAGCGAUUAAACGUGCAUUUAUGAAGACCCGGUGGCAAGUUCAUGUGAAAGGUAAACGUUGUUAUUUUGCUAAGUUUGAUUAGGUUCCUCUGCAUUUGGAAUGGUUUUCCGGUGGGGUUUCAAACGGUUUAAAACCAGCUAUCAGUAGAUUUCAAAUCGGUACUGAUUCAGUUGUUCCAUUUGAUUCCAUCUUCUGCAGUAUUUUCACGGUAUUCUCCGGGCAUUUUCAUCGACUUCGACACUUCAUUCCAUUUCCCCGUUUUCCUGCCAACAAGCGGGCAUUGUUGCGCAAAAUGGAUUAUUACUGCCACUUGCCAUUCAUAAAAUUGUCUUAUGAAAACCGGAAAACUUUGGAAACUUAGGAUGUAUUUAUGCUGUAACUUAAUUUUAUGCUUUUACAAACGACUGUGAUUUUAAUCUUAAGACUUCUCUAUGGUAGUAUGGUUUUGGGUGCACAUGUGGUGUCUAUUUGCACAGGAUAUUCCAACCCCGGUAGAACGUCCUGUUCAUACUCAAUCAAUCGUUUGGUUUCAUUAGUACAUUCGGAUGGGAAGUUUUUUCUUUUAUGAUUCCCCUUGCCAGGAGGAAGAAAAACAAGACGCAAGCGUAACCAUGCCUUUGUUCAUCUUCUCCGCUGUUAUCUAAAAGUAGCAAUCCGGAUGUUUACAAGCUUGAGAUGUUACGGAUUGUGAACCUCUUCUUUUCCCUCCUAAGGCGUUUGUUUUCCUCCAAAGUUCUCCUUUUCCGGUCAUCAACUAGGAACUUGGGCAUCGUCAUUUUUUUGCCCUCGAAAGGAACUGUUUUAAUCCAGGCUGUCCGUUUUGUGGUCUGUGUUCUGAUUUAAAAAAGAACGGUUUAUGGACAACGUCUUCAAAACAAUUCAACAAAAUGUUCGGAUCAAUUUUUUUUUAAAUUGAUCAGCGUCGCGCCUACAGUAACGUUUUUGUGGUCCGUUUUGUCUUUAAAAUCAGCACCUCGAUGCCCAGACUGAUCAAAGGCAUGGUCCGCUCUCGAUCGCAUGUGAUGCUUGGGAGGAUGAAAAAAAGUCAAUAGCAAAGCCGCAAUAAACGAGGAAAUUGUUUUUUCGGUUGCAAGCAGCCAAGUCGACUAUACCUUGGGCAAGCUGUAAGGCGGCGUCCAGACCUAACAAGCCGAAGAUCAGGACAGAAUAUGGAUGGUCCGUGGGUGUUUUGGAGGAAUAUUAAAAGAAUUUGUCGCGGAUCACGCUUGGCUCGUCAGAUCUGGACGCACCAUUAGAUUAAAUUGCGAGUCAAAAUUGCAUCCGAUCAACGGAAGAUGAUAUGCAUUGUUUGUGUAUUAAACAGAUCCAACCCCCUUUAACAGUACUAGUUCCUCAAGACUGUUCAGCUCUCUUUUGCCUAGUCUUUUAGUUGCCUAAACAACUGUCGACGGAAUUUCCACAUUUUUGCACAUAUACAAAUCGAUUAACUAGCGAUAACGUCGAAUAUACUAUACGUAAUGAUAGUGAAUGUUAACUUGUAAUUUGUAAAUAGAAAUAAAUGUUUAUUAUGAAGUA